UGGCCUUAACCUCCUGGUACAGAGCGUCAACAGGUAGACCUGGGAGGGUAAAGGUAGCUCGAGGCUGUAAGCAUAGAGCUAAAUCUUUUUAGGCUUUAGUUAAAUUGCACCUCUGAGCUGUUUCGUCAGGACGAUAUUGUGAGACAGUAAACUGGACCUCGCUGCCUUAUUUUGAAGGGUACAGCGGAUGUCUUGGUCAUGAUUGCUAGCUUGAUGUUAUGGAGCUGCUAGUGUAUCGGACAGCUACCCUGGUGUGAACUUUAUUUCAGGCGCUAAAGACCUCCAGUCCCCCUUUGUUCCAGUUUAGAAGUUUGAGUGAUUUCGGUGAACAUGGCGGACCGGGAGGAGCGCCGGUUCGCCGAGGUUUCCCGGGAGUCUGUCAGACUGAUGGCGGAGGGCGCAGGUGUGGAGCUCGGUGACGAUGUGGCGGCUCUGCUGGCCGAGGACGUGUGUUACCGACUCAGGGAGGCCACGCAGAGCAGCUCUCAGUUUAUGAGACAUGCCAAGAGGAGGAAGCUGACGGUGGAGGACUUCAACAGAGCUCUGCGCUGGAGCAACGUGGAGGCCAUCUGCGGCUAUGGAGCCCAGGAUGCGCUGCCUUUCCGUUCAGUGAAAGAAGGCGAGCUCUUCUUUGUUGAGGAUCGGGACGUCAAUCUGGUCGAGCUGGCGCUGGCUACCAACAUCCCCAAAGGCUGUGCUGAGACCAUGGUGCGAGUCAAUGUGUCAUACCUGGAUGGUAAAGGUAACCUGGAGCCUCAGGGUACAGUUCCUACAGCAGUACAGUCUCUGUCAGAUGACUUACUGAAGUACUACCAGCAGAUCACAAGGGCCAUCUUAGGAGAGGACCCGCAUCUCAUGAAGGUGGCUCUGCUGGACCUCCAGUCUAACUCCAAGAUUGCAGCCCUGCUUCCGUACUUUGUUUAUGUCAUCAGUGGAGUAAAGUCGGUAAGCCACGACCUGGAGCAGCUUAACAGACUAAUGCACAUGGUGAAGAGCCUGGUCCAGAAUCCCUACCUGUACCUGGGCUCGUAUGUACGCAGCCUGGUCUCCAGUGUCAUGUACUGCAUCCUAGAGCCACUGGCAGCCUCCAUCAACCCACUCAACGACCACUGGACUCUCAGGGACUACGCUGCCCUGCUCCUCAGCCACAUCUUUUGGACUCAUGGUGAUCUGGUAAGUGGUCUCUACCACCAGAUCGUGCUGUCGCUCCAGAAGGUUCUGUCUGACCCAGUGAGACCACUGUGCUCCCACUAUGGAGCUGUUGUGGGCCUCCAUGCUUUGGGAUGGAAGGCUGUCGAGCGCGUCCUCUUUCCACACCUUCCUGCGUACUGGGCCAACCUCCAGGCUGUGUUAGAUGAUUACUCUGUGUCCAACGCCCAGGUGAAAGCUGACGGACACAAGGUCUACGGAGCCAUCCUGGUGGCAGUGGAGCGCCUGCUAAAGAUGAAGGCGCUGUCUCUGUCGCAGUCAGCAGAGGGACACUCCGGUGCUCAUCCGGGUUCUGUGGUGGGAGCUGCGAGCUACAGGGUGAACUCUCCGGGACUCAGCCCACCUCCAGAGCCUCUGUCAGAAGCUGCCCUUGGAAUUGCCAGCCACCUCCAGGUGGGUGGGGCCGGCUGUCACUGGGAGGAGUGGACCCCCGUCCCUCUCCCCGCCAUGUACUGUGAGCUUUACUCCUUCUUCGGCGACAGCCUGGCUGUCCGCUUUAGCACAGGACCAGGAUUUGGCACCCACUCGCCCUGCGCUCCAUCCCAGCUUAGUGACUCCAGGAAGGAACCUCCCGGCCCCGCCUCCAACCUCGACACCACCCGGAAGAUGCCACAGCUCACCGCCAACCUCAACAUCAGCCCCAGGCAGGACGGGAGUCCGCGCACCGAUCCACCUCCGCCGAGUCUUUCAGGCACAGGGUCAGUUAGGGCUGUGCCUCGUGCCUCGUCUAUGCAGCGCUCCAAAUCCUCCUCAUCAUGUUCACGCCAACGUUCAGCUGGUCUGUCUCGUGAAGUGUUCCCCAAAGCUCGCUUCACCUCACCUCAGACCACACCUCCUGCAUUUUCCUUUCCAGACAAUGUUUGCAACAACUCCGCCUGUUUCUGCUGUUCCACCACGUACCUAUGCACACAAACUGCCCGUCAUCGGCAGGGUGGGCAAACCUGUACGUCGCUGGACAUGUUCACAUUACUCCCUCCACCUGCCUCUAUAGUGUGUGCGUGUGUGCGUGUGUGUGUGUGUGUGUGUGUGUGUGUCACAGACUGUAUGAGCUAACAUUAGUCUGACUGCUGCAGACUCUUCCAGGCACACGUUGCUCUGAUUAAGCUGCUGGAGUUUUUAGGGGAUGUUGUCAGUAAAGAGGCAACACAGGGCUAAGCUGCCACUCACAUGUAUGAACAUACAGAUGAGGCCCAAAGAGAUUCUAAACAUGCUAAUUAAACAGCUAGUCAGUAUCUGAAUGUCAGCAUCUGGGAAUGAGAGCAUGAAAUGUAGCACGUGACAGCUUGUUGGGCCUCUGCUGCCUUGCACGUCUCCACAGUUACUGCCGGGCCUGUUUAGCCUCAGCUCACUCAUGCUGGUGGGAAAUCUUUACUGCAGUCGCCAAAUGAUCAUUCUGCCAAUAUUUCAUUACUGCUUCAUUUUUUAAUUAAUCUGUUAUUCUUGUAACAAAUCAAUUUGUUUACUCAAAGUCAGUUUUGGUCCCUGUAAAAAGCAACAGCUGGAUGUGCUGCAUGCAUGUCAGGACCAGCACGUUUGGAUCACAGCGCCGACGUGUCUGCUGCACUUUCAUUGGAGAAUGGACAAAAUCCUGCGAUGUGUGUGGAGCAGAGGGAACUGUGAUCUUCCCUAAAUAAAUCUUUCAAGUUGA
Pundamilia nyererei is the source of this 2857-nucleotide messenger RNA. RefSeq names its product TAF6-like RNA polymerase II, p300/CBP-associated factor (PCAF)-associated factor (gene taf6l). Gene Ontology annotation, molecular function: transcription coactivator activity; protein heterodimerization activity; RNA polymerase II general transcription initiation factor activity. Gene Ontology annotation, biological process: transcription initiation at RNA polymerase II promoter; RNA polymerase II preinitiation complex assembly. The transcript is spliced from 13 exons. The record is from RefSeq and is a predicted model, not a curated record. Bases 331 to 2262 code for a protein of 643 amino acids. Gene Ontology annotation, cellular component: SLIK (SAGA-like) complex; SAGA complex; transcription factor TFIID complex. NCBI's taxonomy places the organism in Eukaryota, Metazoa, Chordata, Actinopteri, Cichliformes, Cichlidae.